Molecule: messenger RNA, 3260 nt
Organism: Fragaria vesca subsp. vesca
Lineage: Eukaryota; Viridiplantae; Streptophyta; Magnoliopsida; Rosales; Rosaceae
Exons: 6
Coding region: 444-3143 (899 amino acids)
Source: RefSeq, a predicted model, not a curated record
CUCAACUCUGACGUUUCUCUGUUCUUCAAGUUUGAAUCUUUCUGUAUUUCUUUACUAUUUUCUUGGGUCACUCUGUCUCUCACUAGUUACUAAGUUAGGUUCUUUCAGUUUGACUCUUCCCUCAGAUUUUUAAAGACCCCAACUUUUUGUUUCUUUACUCUUCCAGAUCCUUAAUUUCUUGCACCACUUCCCAUUGUGCAUGUUAUUUAGUGCAAAGAGGUAAACCCCAGAUAGAGAAAAGAGAGGAACUUGGGUUUUGUGGGGAAUGUGGGUUCUUGGAUGUGGUUUUAGAUUGAUUUGGAGGGUACCCAUUUGAAUAAAGGUGCUUUAAUCUUGGUUUCUGAUUGUGGGUAGUUUGAGAUUUGAGGGAUUUGGUGGUUCUGUGAAGUAAAGGAGUGAGCUUUGGAGUUGUGGAAAAUGCGGCUUUACAUUUAGAUGACAAAAUGGAGGUUGAGAAAAAACGUUCAAAAGGAGGGUUUUUCAACUUAUUUGAUUGGAAUGGCAAAUCUCGGAAGAAGCUAUUCUCCAGCAAUUCUGAAUCAUCUGGAUCACAGCAAGGAAAAGAGAAUGUAGAGAAUUUCUCACAGACCCAGCUCAGUAGGGCAGAGUUGGAUGAGAAAGGAGCAAGUUCAAGUCAUAAAGGAAGCGGUGAAUGGAAUUGUGCUUUGUCGGUGACUAGUGAUGAAGGAGGUGGGAGUAGAGCCCCUGGGGUAGUUGCUAGAUUAAUGGGUCUGGAUUCAUUGCCAACUACAACGGUUACUGAUUCAUCUUCUACCUUAUCAAUUGACUCCCACUCACGUAGAGUACCUCAUCAUGACAGGGGCAAUCCUAAUUUGUGGGGUGAUUUUUAUGCCAUGGAUUACAUGAAUAUGCCCAACAAGCUGGAUAGAGUUUCAUGGAAUCCUGUAGAAUCUAGAGCACAGAGGGUGCAAAACCGGCCAAUUGAGAGAUUUCAAACAGAAGUCUUGCCUCCAAAAUCAGCCAAGUCAAUUCCAGUUACUCACCAUAAGCUUUUGUCACCUAUCAAGACUCCUGGCUUCAUCCCAACAAAGAAUGCAGCUUACAUAAUGGAGGCAGCUGCAAAGAUGAUUGAGGCAAGUCCUAGAGCAUCUUCGAAGAGCAAAAUGUCAUCUAUGAGGUCGUCAAUUCCCUUGAAAAUUCGGGAUUUGAAAGAGAAGAUGGAAGCUGUGCCUAAAGUAUCAAGACCUGAACAGCCCAAGGAACCUAGUGAUGCUAAAUAUGUGAAAGGAAGGCCUGGUUACAAGAGCUAUAAUGGGUCAGAUAAUGUACCAGUGCCCAAGGCUUCCGUGGAUUCAGAAAAACAGGAUUACCAUGAUAUAAGGAAUAGGGGUAAAGCAGCAUCGCUUGCAGUACAAGCAAAGGCCAAUGUUCAGAGGAAGGAAGGUUCCCCUCCUUUCAGUAAUAGGAGUUCUACAAACCAGAAGGAACAGAAUGAGGUCAAACAAAAUGAGUUAUCCAAAAGCCGGCAAAGCACACAGAGACCUGUGCAUAAGAGAACUUCCACUGUCAGCAACAAAAGCGUGCUCAAGCAGAACAACCAGAAGCAGAACUGUUUAUCUAAUAAAGAUAGAAUGACUUCAAAGAAUGUGGUCUCUAAUCAACCUACAAGAAAAUUGAGGCCAACUAAUGGGUCUAGUCGGCCAAAUAGGACUGUAAAUAAGGUUCUUGUAAAUUCCGAUACUGGAUCCAGAAAGAUGGGCUCAAUGGAAAGUGCUACCGGAAAGGAGUUCUCAUUCUCUACAGUUAAGGAUGUCUCCGGGAAGAUAAGGUCUGCUAGUCAGGACUUUCAUUUAGAAGAAAUUGUUGCUGAUAAUGGGUUGAUCGGUAAACAUGAAAGGUCUGUAAAAUGUAAUGUUGCAACGGAGGGGUACACCAAUUUGUGCACGGAUAAUAGAAAACAAGACAUGGAUGUUGUCUCAUUUACAUUCACGUCGCCCCUGAAAAAAUCCAUUUCUGAAUUGCAGUCGGAUGGUCAAGUUGUCAGUAUGAGUGAUAGAUUUUGUAUUGAUUCAUUUAGUAACAAUGAUCAGCUCUACCCAAAGCAUUUUACAUUUGCUUCACCUGGGUUGAAUGUGAUUGGUGGUGAUGCUUUGAGUGUUCUUUUGGAACAAAAGCUUCAGGAAUUGACAUGCAAAGUUGAGUCAUCUCAGCGUAACCUGUUCGGUGAAGGGACUUCUGCUAGUUCUUCGUCUAGCUUGCAAGAUUUGGUUUCCAGUGAGGUAAGCACCGCAUCAAGAGGCAAGAAGUUUGAACUUGGUUUGCUCAGAGAUAAUGUUGAUGGCGCAGCGGACUUCGGUUCCUUAUUGGCUAAUGCAAACCAGAAGUUGCAGGGACCAGAAGGGACGGAUGAACGCAGCAGUAGCAGCAAAAAUAGUGUACCUGGAAAGGAUUUUGAUUAUCAACUUGACCCAAUUUCAGUUUUUGAACCCUCAUUUGAGAGUGGAAGCUUCACAGAUAACAGAAGCAGUGCCAAUGGAAGUGAGAGUGAGAGGUGCUCAUUUGCUCAAGCUCAAGAUCAAUUCAAUUUAUUCUCCUCAUUUGAAAUCCAACCAUCAUAUAGUGUUUCCGAGUUAUCUGACUUGGCCUCCACUUGGGAAGUGAGUGGAAAAAAUACGAGUAGAGUAUAUGGUUUUCAUUCUCCCAAUCAAUCAUACGAUUGGGAACUAGAAUAUGUUCAGUACAUACUUAGCAAGGUGGACUUAGUGCUUGAAGAUUUUGCAUUGGGUGAUAUCGACCAUGUAAUUUCCCCGAAUCUGUUUGAUGUUUUACACUAUCAAGAAGAGUAUCCAAAGCUCCAGCAGAAGCUUUUGUUUGACAGUGUAAACGAUAGCCUGCGCAACAGAUGCAAACAAAUUGUUGUUGGAAGCAGGAAAGCAUGGGAUCAAUGGGAGACAUUGUCGCAGAGGAAGGAAUCGUUGGCUGAUGAACUGUAUAAAGAGAUUUCGGUUUGGAGAAACAUGGGGGACUUGAUGGCCGAUGAACUUGUCGACAAGGACAUGAGCACUCAGCGGGGGAGAUGGCUCGACUUUGAGAUUGAAGCAUUUGAGGAAGGUGUAGAGAUUGAGAAGGGAAUACUAAGUUCUUUAGUAGAUGAAUUAGUGUCUGAUUUUCUGCUGUAUUAGUCCCUCCUAAGGUGACCUACUAUGAAGUUCAUUGGAAUGUAACAUAGCAGGUUAAAUAAUUUACCUGCGGUGGAUAAUGUAUGAUAAUCUUUUUAAUGAUCUAAUUAUCAUUAUGUC